AUGAGCGCUCGAACGUGCAAGAAGGAGACCGGGCUGUCGCCGGUGGUGUACCGGAAGCUCGAGAACGUGUUCAAGGAACUCCAGACGCUCUUUCCCGCCACACCCUCCUGCGCAAUCGUCAACGCCCAAGGCGAACUGCUGUACGCGUUCGGGGAGGAGGCCAGCGCCGGGAUCCAGGAGGACAUAUGCCUCACGCUGCAGAAGCUCAAGCGCGCCGCCGUCAAGUUUGCCGAGACACAGGGCGAACACGAGUGCUCGCUGUUGCGGGUCAAGGGCACCAAGCAGAUCUUCUCCUGCUAUCAGAUCGGCGAAAACUUCAUGGCCUUCUUCACGCCGCUGCCCGUGGACGAGGAGGUGGAGAGCGUGCAGACAGAACUGAGGAUGCAGGCCCUCUGCGAAGAACUAAAGCUCAUGCUGCUUGACGCCAACAUCGCCAAGCCCAACUAA
Acanthamoeba castellanii str. Neff is the source of this 447-nucleotide messenger RNA. RefSeq lists its product as uncharacterized. Lineage: Eukaryota; Discosea; Longamoebia; Acanthamoebidae. The coding region runs from base 1 to 447 and encodes 148 amino acids. The record is from RefSeq and is a predicted model, not a curated record. The transcript has 5 exons.